Molecule: messenger RNA, 1811 nt
Organism: Pelecanus crispus (Dalmatian pelican)
Lineage: Eukaryota; Metazoa; Chordata; Aves; Pelecaniformes; Pelecanidae
Gene: NSUN6
Product: NOP2/Sun RNA methyltransferase 6
Biological process (GO): RNA methylation
Molecular function (GO): RNA binding; RNA methyltransferase activity
Source: RefSeq, a predicted model, not a curated record
AUGUCUUUUUUCCCCAAAAUCUCUUUCCAACGUGAAGUUGAAGAGUAUCUCACCAAAGUGUUCAGAAAUAAUGAGCUUGUCGCUGCUUUAGGUACACAGGAGGCAGAGAGUAAAUAUCAAUCUCUGUUAAGUCAUCUAUCUCAUCCACCAGGUUUCACAACUGUUAGAGUUAAUACCCACUUGGCCUCAGUGAAACACGUGAAAAAAUUGCUGUUUGAGGAGAUCCAGAAGCAAUUUAAAGGGCUAUGUGUUCCAGUUCUCGAGCACCCGAAACUCCAGGACAUCUUAUUAAUUCCUGUCAUUGGACCCAGGCGAGAUUUAAAAAAACAUGCCUCUGAAGUCAUUGUUGGAGCUCACUGUGGAUAUGCAGUACUUCGAGGCGCACAUGUUUAUGUUCCUGGAAUCAUAGCUACCUCAAAAUUUAUGAAAGCUGGAGAUCUGGUCUCAGUGUAUUCAGAUAUUGAAGGGAAAUGUAAAAAAGGAGCCAAAGAAUUUGAAGGAGUCAAAGUUUUCCUUGGAAAUGGGAUUUCAAAACUGAGUCGCAGUGAAAUCUUUAGUUCAAGUGGCCCAUUGAAUGGGAUGGGCAUAAGAAUGAUAGAGCCAGUCUACCUUAGUCCUUCGUUUGACAAUGUGCUCCCUAGUCAUUUGUUUUUACAGAACUUGCCUUCUGUGGUUGUGAGCCAUAUUUUAAACCCUCAACCAGGAGAGAGAAUUUUGGAUAUGUGUGCUGCACCUGGAGGAAAAACAACCCAUCUUGCAACAUUAAUGAAUGACCAGGGUGAAGUAAUAGCCAUGGACAAGAUAGCUAACAAAGUCAAAAAAAUUAAGCAGAAUGCUGAAUUGCUACAGCUGAAUUGCAUUAAGGCCUUUUGCUAUGAUGGAACAAAGGCACUUUCAGUUGAGAAGAGAGAGGAUGAACAAGAAGGACCUCCAUUCUUACCAGAGUCAUUUGAUCGAAUUCUUCUUGAUGCUCCAUGUAGUGGGAUGGGACAGAGACCAAACAUGGCUUAUUCCUCGACUUUAAAGGAAGUGACCUCUUAUCAGCCACUACAGCGCAAGCUUUUCACUGUGGCAGUGAAAUUACUGAAGCCAGGAGGUGUUUUAGUAUAUAGUACAUGUACAAUUACACUCUCUGAAAAUGAGGAGCAAGUUGCUUGGGCCCUGAAAACUUUUCCAUGCCUCCAGCUUCAGCCACAGGAACCUCACAUUGGAGGAGAAGGCAUGAGAGGAGCUGGACUGUCACUUGAUCAGUUGAAGCUGCUGCAGAGAUUUGAUCCAUCUGCUGUGACGUUGCAAGGAAUGGAUAUCAAUUCUUUGCAAGAUUCCAGGGAAGAUGAUCUGAUUUCACUGGCAAAUAAGGACUGUAUAGGAUUUUUUAUUGCAAAAUUUAGUAAAUCGAACAGUAAAUAAGCAUUUAGGAAUGCAACCUGGAAAAAUACCUCUGUGAGUCUAAGAACAGUUCAGACGUGAAGUGUAUUUCUUACUGCUGCAAUGUUGCCAAGCCAACGGGGUGACGGCAGGGUUGCUAUGGCAGCAAUAAAAUCUGCCAGCUGUUCUGCUGGGAAAGAGCCACAGGUUGCAGAAAGAAAGUCAUGGUUGGGGGAAGGGUAGUAUCAUUUUUAAGUCUCCAUUUGCUUUUGUAUUUACAGCAGGUCCAUGCAUGAAUGAUAAGUAUGUUCACUCAUACUGCUGUCUGUUCUAUCUUUCCCCAUGUGAGUUGCUUUUGUCGUGCAGCAAGUGUAGGAACAGAGUUUCUCUGGGAGGGGAAGUAAGCUACUUUAUGAAAUGCAAACAAAUAAAAUAGAUGGGAA